This is a messenger RNA of Diorhabda sublineata, 1314 nucleotides long. Its product is annotated as small integral membrane protein 14-like. The record is from RefSeq and is a predicted model, not a curated record. Gene Ontology annotation, cellular component: endoplasmic reticulum. The transcript has 5 exons. Bases 218 to 526 code for a protein of 102 amino acids. NCBI's taxonomy places the organism in Eukaryota, Metazoa, Arthropoda, Insecta, Coleoptera, Chrysomelidae.
ACUGUUAAAUGUCAAAACAGCCAACUUCUGACAGUAUAGUAUGUAUUGCAACAAUAUUACGAUUUCACUACGCAAAUAAAUAAAUACAGAAAUGUUGUGAUGAAUACAGUGUAGUUACAGUUUUGUGCAAACAUUUUUCGUCUGCCCCACUUUAAACGACUAUUGGUUAUUCUAUAUAAUUUCUUGAAACCAGAAACUUUCAGAAUCAAAAAUAAAGAUGAGCAAUGAAAAUUUCAAUCCGUGUGAAAUUUUCUGGGAUCAGGUGAAUCAUGAGUUAUCCAUGAGAAGACUUCUCAACGUGUUGAGAAAUAGUCAGUCAUAUUGUACUGACAAUGAAUGUUUGGAUGAGGGUUCUAAUUCAAACGCCACUAACCCGGACCAAUUUCUACUGAUAGGACUAGCAUUUUUUGCCGCUUUAUUUCUCUACUAUUUUCGUCCAAGACCUCAGGCAGCUCUUGGAAAUUCCAAACCAAACAACAAUGGCAAUGAUUCCAAUGGAUCUCCACCCAGUUCAUCAGCACAUUAACCGAAAUCUUGUGAAUUAUAGAAGAAAAUUUCUUUAAAAUUUAUACAAGGGGCAUAGUUUCUGAUCACAUUUGUUAAAUUUUGUUUUAUCUUUUUAAAUUUUAUUUAUUCAGAAAUUAUAUUUAAAAAAUAUCUGUUGAGGUUUAGAAAUUUUUCAUUUUUACCCCCUAAUAAGCUUUUGCACUACAUUGCGAUGAUAAUUCCAAUCGCAUAUUUUAUUAAACACGAAAUUUUAUAUUGGCAUUUAAUAUUUUAACAUAUUCUAUUAUUAUCUAUCUGUAAAUACAUGGUGGCGCAAAAAGAUCGCGUAUAUUUUAAGUGCUACAAGUUUAUUAUUAUCAAUACAAACCAAUCAGCAAAUAAUAUAAUUGAGGCUCUACUAUUUGUUGAGUUAAUACACAUUAAAACUCCCUCUUCCCAGCUCUCCAUAACUUUUGUUAAAAUGUCCUGUAGUUUAGAAAUAAUUUCUUCACAAAUCUUCUACUCGACGAGGUUCACGAUAAUAAAUUUUAAAUUUCAAAUACCGGUCGAUGAAGAUCGCGAAAACAUGAAAUAACAUGAUCCAGAAACAUUCCUUUUAUAACCAUAUUUCUGUCACGUUAAUCUAGACGCUCUAUCUGACAUAAUGAGUCGCUUAGCGGUCACUUCUCUGCACUAAUACUAUACUAAUAAAAUCUAUGCGUUCUUUUUUUCGCCACCUUGUAUAUAGUAUACUUUUACAGGUGUACAUAUAUUAUGAGAAUCUUUUAAAAAAUAUAUUUUAAUACUUGCCUGCCAUUUUAUUUUACU